Messenger RNA from Aphanomyces astaci, 2459 nucleotides. RefSeq lists its product as hypothetical. Gene Ontology annotation, biological process: mRNA splicing, via spliceosome. Gene Ontology annotation, molecular function: RNA lariat debranching enzyme activity. Bases 13 to 1221 code for a protein of 402 amino acids. The transcript has a single exon. NCBI's taxonomy places the organism in Eukaryota, Oomycota, Saprolegniomycetes, Saprolegniales, Verrucalvaceae. The record is from RefSeq and is a predicted model, not a curated record. Gene Ontology annotation, cellular component: nucleus.
GGCAGCAACAUCAUGCGCAUCGCAGUCGUCGGCUGCAGCCAUGGCGAACUUGAUGCAAUGUAUGCAACGAUCGAACAUAUCAACUCGUUGGACUCAUCGAAUCCCGUGCAGCUCUUGCUCUGCUGCGGCGAUUUCCAAAGCUUCCGCAACCAAGCCGACGUGGAAUGCAUGGCGUGUCCACCCAAGUACAGAGCCCUCGGUGCCUUCCACCAAUACUAUACAGGAGCCAAGGUUGCCCCCGUGCUCACCAUCUUCAUUGGCGGCAACCACGAAGCGUCCAACUACCUCCAGGAUCUGUACUACGGCGGCUACGUCGCGCCAAACAUCUUUUACCUCGGGUGUGCGGGCGUGGUCAACGUGAACGGGUUGCGCAUUGCCGGACUCUCGGGUAUUUACAAGCCCCAUGACUACACCCACGGCCACUUUGAGCGGUAUCCAUACGACGACAGCACCAUGCGCAGCAUCUACCACGUGCGGGAGUUCCAAGUGUACCAACUCGCGCAUCUCAAAGCAACCCCCGUGGACAUCUUCCUCUCACACGACUGGCCGCGGGGGAUUGAGCGGUAUGGCCGCACAGACGUCUUGCUGCGUAAGAAGCCAUUCCUCCGCGACGAAAUCUCCCGCGGCGCGUUCGGAUCGCCGCCCAACGAGUUCCUCCUGCACACGAUCCAGCCUCGGCACUGGUUCUCGGGGCACAUGCACGUCAAGUUCGCGGCGGUGGUACCACACCUUCCCGGCGCCAACACGACCAAGUUCCUUGCCCUGGACAAAUGCCUCCCGAACCGGGACUUUCUCCAGGUGGUGGACAUCCCCGCGCCGGUCGAAGCGCCGACGGCGACGCUGACGGCAGACGUUCCGUGGCUCGCGGUGCUGCGGGCGACGCACCACGAGGCGUCUUGUGACCGCCGUCGGUCGCGAGUGCCCGAGCAAGACAUGGAGAUCACGCAGGACGACCUGGCGUGGAUCCAAAGCCGCCUGCCGUUAAACACUGGGGGAUGGCUGCAUCCAUUUGCCCCCACGAGCCGACCUGGCAACCCUCAGACGGACGCCUUAUUGGACUUGCUGCGACUGCCACAUGUGGUCACGACGCCGUACACGACGACGGAAGUACAAGCCAAGGAAACCCCGGCGGCGGACGACCCGAAUGCGAUUGAUAUUGACGCCAUCCCUGCCGCGCCAGCAACAGUCGACUCUAACGAAAUCGACAUUGACGACGUCUAGCGCAACCCCCCCCCCCUUCCUCACAACAUCUGUCUGUGUGUCGGCUACGCAUUAGGAAACAUCCAUCGUAGCAACCUUCAUUUGCCAGUGUUGAUCCAGCAUACAGUAUGACAGUGUAUCCAUGUGUUUGUUGGCUGUCGGCAGCUCUUUAUCGUGUUCCUGCAUGUGAAACGCAUAACGUCAUAUAUCAACUCCAUCUCGUCUAAUAGUACAACGACGAUACGAAUACCUAGCAUCGGUAGCUCAUUCCCUUGGCGGCAUUGCCUUGCUUGUUAAUGUGCGAGGAUGUGCGUCGCGUGGUUGAUUCGUGUGGUGACGGUGGCCAGCGCUACGUCAAUGAGCGCGUUGAGCUUGUCGGUGGCUUGGUCGUCGGUCAAGUCCAACAUCAACGACGUCGCGAGCCACGGAAUCGUGUCGGGCGUGAGCUCUGGGAUGCCCGAGCUCAGGGCCAGCUGCAGCAGCGUGAUCAGGAGCGACGCAUUCGCCCUUAGGACUGCAAACGCCGCGACGCAUUUCGCCCGGAACGUGUCGAAGCGGUCCCCCAUCGCGUGCACCAUGGCCGGCGUGAGCACAAACGGCGCGCGCUCCCGCUUGUACCCGCAGUACGUCUUGAAGUGGCCAAGAAAGUGCCCAAAGUCAAUGUGCAGGAACCGCCCCGAUUCGGUCAGCAUCAGGUUGUCGUUGUGCCGGUCGCCAACGCCCAGCACGUACGUGGCGACGCAGUACCCGGCGCACGACACGACAAACGUCGCCGUGGCGUCGUCCCCCGCCGACUUGUGCGCGAGCCAGUCGGUGAGCACCGCCUUGCCCCACAUGGCAGUCUUGAUAGCCGCCGCUUUGCGCACCCGCCUGCUGGUCCGGUGCCGGUGCCGGUCCCAGCAAAUGCUGGCCAGCGUCGACGCUUGAUCCACCACUUGGAUGAACCCGAUGUUGUGCCCCGUCGACACGCAUGCAUAUGCAGACACUUUGAGGUCCAAACCCGCCGACUUCCACAGGUCGUCCAUCACGCGGAGUAGCUGGAGCGUGAGUUGGUCCUGGCGCAGAUCGUCGCCGCACUUGAAGAUCGUGUUGUGGCAUAUCGAGUUGGACGGGGCUGGUAGCGGCUGCAGAGGUUUCAUGGGGACGAGGCACAGGAAGAGUGGCUUCUUGGCCGAAUCCAUCACGCGGCACUGCGCCGGCACAAACGACGUGUAAAACACGGUCGGGUGCAGCGGCAGCUAUCCAAUUUCACCGUCGUC